Molecule: messenger RNA, 1680 nt
Organism: Dermacentor andersoni
Lineage: Eukaryota; Metazoa; Arthropoda; Arachnida; Ixodida; Ixodidae
Product: gastric triacylglycerol lipase-like
Biological process (GO): lipid metabolic process
Molecular function (GO): hydrolase activity, acting on ester bonds
Source: RefSeq, a predicted model, not a curated record
CAAAUACCUCGUCAAGCCUAGCUAUAUACCUAACUUCCCAUCUAUACGCUCUACAUCCUUUGUUCGCAUGAAACGUGGUAAUAAAGUGCAUUAAGUGUAAACUGAGUUGAGAAAUGAUCGUCCGGAGAGUCAGCGAAUCUGCUGCCACAGACUUUUCGCGAGAACUGUUGGGCCUUGUUAAAGAAACGAAAGCUUGUUGCCCACCCACGUUCGUCUUCCUUUGUUUGUUUUUUUCUGUUUUCAGACAUGCACAAAAUAACCUUACCAUUGCUUCUUUCAAUCUGGUUUACCUGUGCUUCGCUAGGACACAGCAAUAUGUUUAAUCCUAAGGUAAUCAAAGACGAAGAGAAAAAUGUGUCCCAGCUAAUUGCAGGCUUUGGUUAUCCCGUGGAAGAAUACAUUGUUAUGACCGAAGACUCGUACGACAUCAUGAUACAAAGGAUACCACACGGACGCCUACAGAAACCGGGACCGUGGGAACGAAAACCUGUCGCCUUUUUGAUGACUGGGCUUCUAAGUAGCAGUGCAGACUUCGUCGUAAAUAUGCCAGAUCAGAGCCUAGGAUUCAUCUUGGCGGACCACGGCUUUGAUGUGUGGUUGGGCAACGUAAGAGGCAACUGCUACUCAAAGCACCUCAGCCUGAAAAGAUCGCAGAAGAAGUUCUGGGAUUUCAGCUUCGACGAAAUGAUCCAGUACGAUCUGCCGGCACAAAUAGACAUGAUCUUGUCCGAGACGAAGAUGAAUUCGCUGCUCUACGUUGGGUGGUCUCAAGGGACCAUGAUAAUGUUCGGCUUGCUUGCGACGAAACCGCAUUACAACGAGAAGGUCCGUCUGUUCAACGCCAUGGCACCUGCAGCCUUCAUAGGUCACAUGAAGUCGAGCGUCAAGCGUGCGGUGCCCUUUGGAGCGUUCUUAAAGAGUGUUUUUCAGAUGGCGUUAAACGGUGCUUUCUUAGCGAAAGCCACCAGUAUCAGCAAGCAAUUAAGGAAGGAAGUCUGCGGAAGCUAUUGGCAAGGCGUAACUUGCAAAUCAUCUUUCAAGUUUUUCAAUGGAGGAUUUCCAGUGGAAAUGAACAUGACUAGGUUUCCAGUUUACAUGGCUAAUAACCCCGCUGGAUCUUCGGUACGCAACAUGUAUCAUUUCGCACAGAUAAUAAAGACCAAUCGAUUUCAAAAAUUCGAUUGGGGUUUACUGAAGAACAAGAUAAAAUAUGGUCAGGUAAAACCGCCUCAGUACGACCUCAGCAAAGUCACAGCACCAGUGGCCCUCUACUGGAGCGAAGGAGACGUCCUGGCCUGUCCAGACGACGUGAGACACCUCAAAAGGCUGCUGCCCAACGUGGUACUCUGCUACAAGGUGCCCGUGCCCGGCUUCACGCACGUAGACUUUGCGUGGAGCAUCAAAGCCAAGAACCACCUCUACAAGACGAUUCUGCACAUGAUGAUCAAGUACUCCCAGAUGCAACCACCUGUCCCCCAUACCCUAGAGGGCAUCACUCAUGGAGUGUUGCAAGAGAACCCAAAGCUGGGCGAAUCGCUAACUAUUAAAGGUUAAACUGCAGCGGCGCACAAAAAAGACGAACUACACGGGAAGUUAAUAAAGAGGCCCUGACUAUACCAAUUAUGUUUGUUUUUGGAAAACAAGAUACAUAUACGCAUAAUACAACAGUCUACAAUUGAC